Brachypodium distachyon (stiff brome) is the source of this 3605-nucleotide messenger RNA. RefSeq names its product insulin-degrading enzyme-like 1, peroxisomal. The transcript has 25 exons. Bases 342 to 3317 code for a protein of 991 amino acids. Gene Ontology annotation, molecular function: metal ion binding; metalloendopeptidase activity. Gene Ontology annotation, biological process: peptide catabolic process. Lineage: Eukaryota; Viridiplantae; Streptophyta; Magnoliopsida; Poales; Poaceae. The record is from RefSeq and is a predicted model, not a curated record. Gene Ontology annotation, cellular component: cytosol; mitochondrion.
CAACAAGAGUGGAAUUGGGGAAUGGAGAGGUUCGAACUUCUGGUCUGAUCCAUGGCUUCAUGGUUGCCGGCCUAAAGUUCUUGCUCCACGGGUAUUCGAGGCCACCAGGAGGCAGGCGGGGCUUACAGAGUUACAGUUGCUGAGGGGCUUGCCAACGCAUGUUGGAUCAGAGGGAUUAACCCUAAUCUGAGCAAUGAUGGCAUCCAGGAAUUUCUCCACCUCUGUGACGCUCUGGACAAGGUGGUGCUCCGAGAGGGACAGGAUCGCUUCCGUUGGUCCUGGUAUAGACGAAGGCGGGUGAGUACUCCGUUUGAUCGGCGUUGUUUGAGAGAAGAGUGGAGAUGGCGGGAUCUGACUUGAUUUGGGAUUCCAACGGUCUGAUUCGAUGCAAAUUUUUUUAUGGCUUGCAUGCCGGACAAGGUGCUGGACUGCUGAUCGCCUGGAGUGGCGAGGGUUUGAUCAUCCGGAUCACUGCCCGUUAUGUGAGCGGGCGCAGGGCAAGUCUGGUGGAAGAUUCUAUGUGCUUGGGGCGCAAUUCAGUGGUUACCGGAUGUGGAGUCAUCCUUGUCGGAUUGGUGGGAGAAUGUUCGCCACUGACAGUUCAGGGUAAAGAGCAUAUGCUCUUUUAUGCCAGCGAGAAAUACCCUGGAGAACAAGAUUAUACAAAAUAUAUCUCAGAGCAUGGCGGUUCUUCCAAUGCCUUCACAUCCUCUGAGACAACGAAUUUCUAUUUUGAUGUUAAUGUGGACAAUUUCGAAGAAGCCUUAGAUAGAUUUGCCCAGUUCUUCAUUAAGCCACUGAUGUCGCAGGAUGCUGUGCUUAGAGAGAUCAAGGCUGUUGAUUCUGAACACAAGAAAAACUUGUUGUCGGAUGGAUGGAGAAUGUAUCAGCUUGAAAAGCAUUUGGCUUCAAAGGAUCACCCUUACCAUAAAUUCAGUACUGGAAGUUGGGAAACAUUGGAAACUAAACCAAAAGAGAGGGGAUUGGACAUCAGACUUGAGCUUCUCAAGUUCUAUGAGAACUAUUCAGCGAAUCUUAUGCACCUUGUUGUUUAUGGAAAGGAGAGUCUCGAUUGUAUUCAGAGCUUAGUGGAAAGCUUGUUUAUUAACAUAAAAAACACUGACCAGAGAAGCUUCAAAUGUCCAAGUCAACCUCUUUCAGCAGAACAUUUGCAGCUUCUCGUCAAAGCAAUCCCAAUAAGAGAAGGCGACUACCUAAAAAUAUCAUGGCCAGUCACACCAAACAUCCACUUUUACAAAGAAGGCCCUUGCCGCUAUCUCAGUCAUCUCGUUGGGCAUGAAGGCGAGGGAUCCAUCUUCCAUAUUAUAAAGGAAUUAGGAUGGGCCAUGGACUUGGUGGCUGGCUCUGGCAGUGACAGCAAUGAAUAUUCUUUUUUCUCAGUAGGCAUGAGGCUCACUGAUGCUGGUCAUGAACACAUGGAGGAUAUCAUUGGGUUGGUCUUCAAAUACCUCCACCUACUAAAAGAAGAUGGAAUCCAUGAAUGGAUAUUUAAUGAGCUUGCGUCGACAAAUGAAACAGCAUUCCACUAUCAAGACAAAGUCCAUCCGAUCAGCUAUGUGACCGGUACUGUCUCAGGCAUGCGGUUGUUUCCACCAGAGGAAUGGUUGGUUGGAGCAUCAUUGCCGUCGAAGUAUGCGCCAAAUAGAAUAAAUAUGAUUCUUGAUGAGUUGUCAUCUGAAAGAGUAAGAAUACUCUGCGAGUCUAAAAUUUUUGAAGGAACUACGAACUGUGCUGAGCCCUGGUACAAUACAUCAUAUUCUGUUGAAAAUGUCACUCCUCAAAUGAUACAGCAAUGGAUUCAAAAGGCUCCUACUGAGAAGCUCCAUCUCCCAAAGCCUAACAUUUUCAUCCCAAAGGAUUUAUCUCUUAAAGAAGUGUGCGACAAGGUUAAGUUUCCAACAGUAUUAAGGAAGACACCACUUUCACGGCUUUGGUAUAAGCCCGACAUGCUGUUCUUCACUCCGAAGGUUAACGUUAUAAUUGAUUUCCACUGUCCACUGUCAAGCCACUCCCCUGAAGCAGCCGUAUCUACAAGUCUCUUUGUUGAUUUGUUAGUCGAUUACUUGAAUGCUUAUGCUUAUGACGCUCAAAUUGCAGGUUUAUUCUAUUCGAUAUAUCUUACUUCUACUGGAUUUCAGGUCGCCGUAUGUGGUUACAAUGACAAGAUGAGAGUUCUACUGCAUGCCAUAAUGAAACAAAUAGCAACCUUUGAAGUUAAAGCAAACAGGUUUUCUGCCCUGAAGGAAACUUCUGUUAAGGAUUAUCAAAAUUUUAACUUCAGCCAACCAUAUUCUCAAGCUUCAUACUAUCUCUCAUUAAUAUUGGAAGAGACAAAAUGGCCUUUGGUUGAGAAACUUCAUGCUCUUUCUAAGCUCGAGUCAGAUUCUCUUGCAAAGUUUGUGCCACACUUGCUAUCAAAGACAUAUUUGGAAUGCUACGUUCAAGGGAACAUUGAACCAGGUGAGGCUGAGUCUAUUGUCCAGGAAACUGAAGAUACUAUAUUUAAUACCCCCAAUUCUGUAUUCAAAUCCAUGUCCCCAUCACAAUAUCUGGUUAAAAGGGUUAUCAUGCUUGAAAAUGAGUUAAAAUGCUACUACCAAAUUGAGGGUUUAAAUCAGAAGAAUGAGAAUUCAUCAAUUGUCCAAUACAUUCAGGUUCAUCAGGAUGCCGCCAUUUCAAAUAUCAAACUUCAGUUGUUCUCUCUAAUUGCUAGCCAGCCUGCUUUCAACCAGCUGCGGACUGUUGAGCAACUUGGGUAUAUAACAUAUCUUUCAACCAGAUCUGAUCGUGGAGUUCGGGCACUCGAGGUUGUUAUUCAAUCCACUGUAAAGGAUCCUUCGUACCUUGAUGCUAGAAUUGAUGAAUUCUUUAAGAUCUUCGAAAGCAAAAUCCAUGAGUUGUCUGACAAGGAUUUCAAGAGAAAUGUCAAAUCACUUAUUGAUUCGAAACUGGAGAAAUUCAAAAACUUGUGGGAGGAAUCUGGCUUCUACUGGGGAGAGAUUGAAUCCGGAGCUCUCAAGUUUGAUAGGAUUGAGUCAGAGGUUGCUCUUCUAAGAGAUCUCACGAAAGAAGAAUUCAUCGAAUUCUUUGACCAGUACAUAAAAGUUGAUGCGCCUCAAAGGCGGACCAUAAGCGUGCAGGUCUUCAGCGGCAACCAUUCGGCAGAGUUUAAGAAGGCUAUCACCGAAGCUGACCCACCCAAAACUUACCGGAUUACCGACAUAUUCGGCUUCAAGCGAUCAAGACCUCUGCACCCCUCGCUGAAGGCAGGUCCAGGCCGGGUCACAAUGGACUAACAGCUCACAGCUAUGCGCUGCUAUACAUUUUGUGUUUCCUGUAGUGUAGUAUAUAGCCUGCGCGCAUGCAUGAACUCAAUUCUGAUUUACACGACUGCACAAUGCUAUUCAUCCUGUAUGGCUGUAUGGAUCGAGUUACCACGUGUUGCCAUUUUCAGAACAAAUCUACCUGCAGUAGAUAACCAUAUAUACUUUUUUGUUUGUAUGUAUUUCUUCAGACAACUAUACACACUAUAUGUACAAUAGCUUUUUACGGUAACCGAAAAUUAAUUUGAACUGUCAUGCAAA